Molecule: messenger RNA, 3963 nt
Organism: Cercopithifilaria johnstoni
Lineage: Eukaryota; Metazoa; Nematoda; Chromadorea; Rhabditida; Onchocercidae
Source: the annotation of a GenBank genome assembly
AUGGCAGAAUUAAAAGCAACUGGAGGAUUGAUUCGCUCUACUAGCAAAGAAUCUAUAAUAUCCGCGAUUAGUCAUGUUGGUGAUUGGGAAAUUGGUGAUCGUUGUCAGAUUGGUGGAAGAAUGGGCAAUAUUGUAUAUAUUGGACCGGCAAGAUUUGCACCAGGUGAAUGGAUAGGUAUUGUUCUCGACCAACCGCUUGGGAAAAAUGAUGGCUCUGUUGAUGGACAUCGAUAUUUUUCUUGUGAACCAAAUCAUGGAUUAUUUUGUAAAGCCAGUAAGUUGGAACGCGUAUAUCCACCGAGCCUGCCAAUUGAAACACCGCAAAAUAAUCCAUUUUGCAAAGAAUACGGAUUGGAGAUCGGUGAUCGAGUUAUUGUAUCAGGUGGUAAAUGUGGAAGAUUGCGCUUUCUUGGAAAUACUGAGUUCAAAGACGGCGUUUGGGCCGGCAUUGAGUUGGACCAGCCAGUAGGGAAAAACGAUGGCAGCGUUCAGGGCAAGCGAUAUUUUACAUGCAAAGCACCAUAUGGUUUGUUUGCUGCCGCAUCAAAAGUUGUUCGUGCGCCCGAACAAACUUCUGCUAAAUUUAAAGUAUGUUUGAUUCGACAUACAAAAACAUCAGCAUUACGGCAACGUUCAGGUAGCCAUGAGUCAUUGUCAUCAAUUGGCACAUCCUCAGUUGCAUCGUCACGAAUUUCUAAGUACAACUUCGCCACACCACGAUCCGUCCAGAGGCCACUUAUUAUUUCAUCAUCUAAAGGACAAGAGGAUUUAUUCAAAACGCUUCAGGAAUCAUUAAAAGAGAAAGAAACACAUUUGGAACAAAUGAUCAGGGAACGUGAUCUCGAACGGAAUGAAAUGGCAGCUUUGUCAAAUCGUUGCGAAAUGGCAGAAGCAAAAGUAACACAACUCGAAAGCGCCAAAACUUUAGUAGAUCAACAACUUCAAGCAUUAAAAGUUAUGAUGGAUGAAACUGAAGCUAAAUUUAAAGUAGCAGAUGACACUAUCAACGACCUUACCGUUCAAUUGAAGGAAAAGAAGGAUGCUCUCGAAGAUUUAACAUUUCGUUAUGAUGAGGAAACCAUACUGAAUGCUGAAAUGGAAGAAAAAAUUGCUCAGUUGGAAAAAGAAACUAUUAUUAAAGGGAAUGAGGGUGAAGGUACAGCUGAGAUAUUGAUAGUUGAAGUGGAAAAAGCAAAGUUAAAGUUGGAGGAAUUGAAGAAGCAGUGCUCCGCUUUGGAACAAGAAAGGCUUUCAGUAUGUGCUGGAAUAAAAAAUAUAUUAUCGACCUAUAAGCAGGAUUUUACGGAAUUGAUACAGCUCUUAUUGCCCAAUGAUACUGUCGAAAUUAUGAAUGAAAGUGAAACAGCAUCUACUGAUGAUGAACAAGAUUUAUCAAAACAGUUGAAAGUGAAUAUGAGAAAAUUGGAUAGUUUGAUAGAUCACAAUAAAACAGUCAAAGAAGCAGUACAAGAAAGGCUUGAAAGUAAUAAGGAAGAAAUAAAAAAUUUGGCAAAUCAGUGUGAAAUUUUGAAAAGAUCAUUGGACGAUAAGGCAGUUAGUAUUUCACGAAAUGACGAGGAACUAACAAUAUGUCGGGCAACCCUGGAUCAACUAAGAAAUGAACUGGGAAAAAUUGAAGAAGAUAAAGUGAAGCUGAAAGAAACAUAUGAUGAGUUAGAGAUAUCGAAUAAUGCUCUGUUAAAAAAUUUCGAUCACUUGAAUAAAAAAAACGUUGAAAUGACUGCGAAAAUGGAAAAUGAAAAAAGAGAAUAUAAUGCAGAAAUCACCCGACUAAAUGGGGAACUGCAGAAAGCACGAAACGAUGCUAUCCAACCGCAGGAACAGCUAAAAAAGAUGGAAGUUGAGAAAACGAAGUUAAUCGAAUUACGAGAAUCUCUGGAAAAUAGCAACAGGGAACUUCUUACAGAUAUAAAAUCGUUAGAAUCGCAGAAAAUUGAGUUGGAGGGAAAGUUGAGACAGAAGGAAACAGAAAGAGAAAUACUCAGUUCCUCCUUAGCAAAGAAGGAGGUAGAGCUUGCUUCGACAAAAUCCAAAAUCGAUGAGCUCAGUAGUCAAGUCGAUAGACUUCAUGCCAAUCUUUGUGAAGCAAGCUCUAGCGAUGGAAGUCUGAAAAAGGAGUUGGAAUCACUUCGUGAAGAAAACAAGAAAGAAGCUGAAACUCAUGCUGUUCAGAUGGCAGAAUUACAAGCAACCAAUGAAUCUCUCGAAAAGGAUUUCUUAACAACCAGAAAUAGCUUGCAAAGUCUGGAAAAUAUCCAUGACGUCAUGAAAAAUACAUUGGGAAAAACUCAAUCCGAACUUGAAAAGUUAAAGGAGGACCUUUCAUUUUCACAACAACAAUUGAUAGCUGAGCAAGAAAAAGUUUCGAAGUUACAACAGGAGAUAGUUUCUCAUGUCAGCGCUGCGGAACAAUUGCAAAGGUUGCAAGAAGAAGAAGCUGCAAGUCAUACUAAAACUCAGUCCAGAUUGCAGUCAGAAAAUGAUUUUGCACAACAAAGGACACGUGAUUUGGAAGCUGAGAAAGAAACCAUUUUGAAAGAGAAGGUCGAAUUGCAGAAAGAGGCAAUUUUUGCAUUGAAAAAACAUGCAAAAGUGAAAGAACGUUACGAAGCAUUGACGCAAUCGUUGAAAGGCCGUGUUAGCUUGGAUAGUGAUUAUAAAGAAAAGAUGAGGAAACUCAGAGCUGAACUGGAAAGUGUAACGAAGUGUUUAAGCACAAUUGAGUGCAAAGGAGGAUCCUUGGAAGAAAAAAUCAGUAAUUUAUUGGAGGAAAGAAUUCAGCUGACUGAUACAGAAAAAAGAUUAAAGGCAGAAAUUGAAAAGUUGAUGGUCGAAAAAGGAAAGCAAGCGUCUGAUUUGAUAGUAACUGUCAAGAAAUUAUCUGAACUCGAACAAGAACGCAGUACAUUUGCUGCUUCACUAAAUAAGCUGGAAAAAGAACGAGAUAAUAAAGAUACUGAAUUGAAUAUUUUGAAGGCAGAAAUAAUAAAUAUUACGGACAAAAACAAAAACAAAGACGUCAUCAUAAAUUCAUUAGAGGCAGAGAUUGCUGCUUUGAAAGAAGUAGCAGCUAGCAUGAACAAAUCGAAUAAUGAGACUUCGGUUGUUUUGAAUAGCUUGGCGAAAGAGAAAUCAGAACUUGAACAAUGUCUUUCCCGACUAGAAAAAGAACGAGAUGGUAAAGAUGUUGAAUUAAAUGUUUUGAAGAGGGAAAUGAUAAAUAUUAUGGAUAAAAACAAAAACAAAGAUGACACAAUAAGUUCAUUAGAAGCUGAGCAUGGUAUCAGCACCGCAGAUAUUGCGCAAAAUAAACAAUAUGAAAAGGAGAUUAAUGCUUUGAAAGAAGAAAAAAAUCAAGCUAUCAGCCAGAUAAAUUUGCUGAAAUUAGAGAUCCUUGAAUUAUCGAGGAAACAGGCGGAAAAUGAAGGAAAAGUUUCAGAAGCGCAACAACAGAAUGCUUUAUUUGUCGACUUUGAAGAAGAAUGGAAAAAUAAAGAAACUGCAUACAUGCAGGAAAUACAAGAAUUAAAGAUAGCAGUCGGUAAAACAGAAACUGACAAAAUUGAAGAAAUGAAACGAGAUAUAUCAUUUCUCAAUUCUAUCAUAGCAGAGCAGUAUAAGAAAGAGAAAAAUUUGAAAGAACAGAUUGCAAUCCUGAAUUCAUUGCCUGCAAAUGAAAUAAUGACUCAACUUCAACGUAAAACGACACAGAACGUUCCACUACGAUUGUAUUGUGAUAUAUGUGAAGUAUUCGAUUUGCAUGAUACUACUGAUUGUCCAACGCAAGCAAUGGAUAUGGAGGAAGCAAUUCGUGGGAAAAACAAAAAGGUGAAACCGCAAGCUCGACCAUACUGUGAGCAAUGUGAAGAAUUUGGACAUGAUACAAGUAAUUGCUCGAAAAUGCAAACUGAAAAGCCAAAAUCGAAAGAUUAUACUUUUUAA